AUGGCCCCCCGAAAGAAACGUGGCAAGAAGAAGCCGACUGAUAAGGAUAUCAGUCCUGAUGGAAAUGAUAGCGCCACAGCACCCUUGAACAUUCCGAGGCUAGAAUUCACACGGCAAUACACGAAUGAUGACGGCUCGCCGGGCGCAAGGGAGGUGUAUUACUGGACUGCUAUGAAGAAAUACCUGAAAGACCAACAAAGCGCAAUGGGGCGAACUAGAUCUAACUGGACAAAACAAGUCCAGUGGGACCUUCUCGAUAUUGGGGGUUUGCAGGCGGAGUUCAACCGUACAAAAGGAGCAUAUGAAAAUGCGUUGGACGCAGAGAAAGAAGCAGCUAAAGCUCAGGGCAAGCAAAUCGCAUGGGGGACUCAAGGCCGUAACAAGAAACGGACGAUCUUCCAGAGAGAUCCAGCAGAGCGUGCUGCGUACGAAGCUGAGCGAUCAAGGACCAGAAUAUCGUAUAAGCUACAAGCGACAGGCGGAGAUGGUGGGUAUGAAGAUUGGAUGCGUUAUAUGCUCAACUACUACGACCGGCGCGAAAUCGGUGGCCAGAGGUACCAGUCCGGGCACGUCGACCGCUUGGGCAACGUUCUACGCGAUCUCGGCACGACGACACAAAGACCGCAAAUCGGAUCGGAAGAGCUACACAUGUGGACGCCUAGACCCAGACGCUGGCAUUCGGGUUUACCACCAAGGAUUGGCGUUGAUGAAAACGGCGUCGGAGAGAUGAUAGAUGGAGUCGAGCAGUUUCAUUACGCAGAUCACCCUAGAGAGGGUGACAUCAAUCUUCCCAUAAAUCUCAAUCUCAAUCUCGAGGAAAUCGAGAAGGAAAGGUCAAAGCAUGACGAUGUGCUACUUAAAGAUAGCGUAGAAAAGGGGUUAGGCUAUGCAACCCACACAGAGCGACGCGAGCUUGAGACCGCCCGCUUCGCAGGAAGCAGACCAAGUACGCUGGCAUUAAAUUCCAUCCGAUCGUUCGAAGGCGCGCCCUACGCAGAUCGAUGGGGCGAGAUGCGCACAGAUCAAGGUCUCUUUAUCGCGGCCAAGGAAUUGUCGUGGGACUGGCUGACAUCCUUCGAUUGCUUGGACAAGGUACGACCAGCUGAUUAUCCCACUAUUCUGCCAAUCAGUGCUGUGCGAGAUGAAAUUCUGUCGAGCGACGAUGAUGAUGGUGGCGAUGAAGACGAAAAGGAUCGUGAUCCUAUGAUACGUGGACCGGUACCUGGAGCCAGGAAGGACUCUGAGACACAAGAGCACUUAGAGAAUUCAGACUCAUCUCAAACGCCUGAAACAAGAGAAUCAGAAGAAAGUGAGCAAGAAGAUGGCAUCAAAAACAGCGAAGCACCCGUGGAAGAAGUACAGCUUCGAAGGAAGCGCAAUGCAAGUCCAGAUUAUCCAUACUUGAAGCAUGAGUUCUGCCGGAAGAAGAGGGCGCCACCUAAUGACGGUGAACAUCGCAUCGAUAUCACAUCAUGGGCAGAGGAAACAGACGGAAGACGCGAAUGGCACGUGUACAAAGAUUUAUCACCUGCGUCUGAAGUCUACUCUCCCCCAAGGUCCCCGAUCGACCCUGGGCAAAUAGACCCUGCUUCGUUACCUCCAACAAGUCGAGGAUUUGACUCAGCCCGCAUGUGGCAAGUUGAUGAUCAGCAUAUCAAGCCGCUCGAGGAUAGUAGAAGGCGAUGUAAACUCACGAAUGAGUGUCGAGCAUGGUGGCCUCAUCCGGCUGCGGAGUGUUGGGUCGCGUACUCUAAGAUUUCCCAAGGCCGAGAUGAUGGGUCGAAUAUCGAUCCACCGGAAAUACCGCUUCACAUGGCUGAGGGAGGCGUAGCCGUUUAUCAUGCAAGGAUCUCGGACCAUUACGGUAUCAAAGCGCAGACGAACUCAGAAGCAAGAUGGCCAGCCCUGGGUAUCAGAGUGCCGUACACACCAAUGACAUUCGAUGAUCGCAGAGGCAACCUUCCAGAAACAACACACGAUGCAAAUGCCACCAGUCUUCCAAAACCUGUGGAGAUCGGCGAACCUCAAGGCAUAAACAAGAGCACAUCCAGUAUCCCGCAUGGUUUCGAAGCCCAGGACGCCAGCCACCGGCACGCGUACGAAUUCCACUCCAUGACCGUACCAAUCGUUAAGGAGCCUCAAGAACCAUGGAGUAAAGUCGACGCGGAACCUGCGACAGGACCCUCUGAUGACGAGUCGGACGAUGGUGGCGACAUCUUUCACGCAUCGUAUGAGGAAGGGCCUCUUCCAAACCCAGCACCAUCGAAUCCGUCGAGCAACGGCUCAAUGGAUGAGUAG
Molecule: messenger RNA, 2298 nt
Organism: Parastagonospora nodorum SN15
Lineage: Eukaryota; Fungi; Ascomycota; Dothideomycetes; Pleosporales; Phaeosphaeriaceae
Exons: 3
Coding region: 1-2298 (765 amino acids)
Source: RefSeq, a predicted model, not a curated record